Didymodactylos carnosus is the source of this 318-nucleotide messenger RNA. NCBI's taxonomy places the organism in Eukaryota, Metazoa, Rotifera, Eurotatoria, Philodinida, Philodinidae. The record is from the annotation of a GenBank genome assembly.
AUGUCUACAGCAACAUCUACAUUAGUAUCAUGUACUACUAAACAAAAGCCUCGUUUUGAACUCCAAGGUUUUUCGUAUAUAAAAGAUCGAUUUACUGAAAACAAAACAUAUUGGCGUUGUAUAUAUUAUAAUUUUCAAAAAUGUCAUGCUCGUCUUCAUACAUGUAAUAUUACCAAGAAUGUUAUAACUCCACCUUCUGAUCAUACAUGCAAAAGUAAUGGUAUUACAGGUGAACUUCGAAAGUUUAAUGAAGAUCUUUGGUAUCGUACAAUGAAUACACAGGAAACACCUGAUUUUAAUUAUAACACAUUGUUGUAA